This is a messenger RNA of Nelumbo nucifera (sacred lotus), 1299 nucleotides long. RefSeq names its product large ribosomal subunit protein uL10. Gene Ontology annotation, biological process: cytoplasmic translation; ribosomal large subunit assembly; ribosome biogenesis. NCBI's taxonomy places the organism in Eukaryota, Viridiplantae, Streptophyta, Magnoliopsida, Proteales, Nelumbonaceae. Gene Ontology annotation, cellular component: cytosolic large ribosomal subunit. The record is from RefSeq and is a predicted model, not a curated record. Gene Ontology annotation, molecular function: large ribosomal subunit rRNA binding; structural constituent of ribosome.
AGUUCCAAGGCGUGGAAGAGGAAGCCCUAGCGAGGUUAAAGAGACUUUUUGUUCGUCCGCCUUGGCGAGCUCUCGCGUCGUCUUGGUCCUCCUUCUUCAAUUCUAGGGUUUUCUUCUAUCUUUCUCUGAAACUCAAAAAUAGUGUAAUGGCGGUGAAGCCUUCCAAGACUGAGAAGAAGGCCGCAUACGAUCAGAAGCUCUGCCAGCUUCUCGACGAGUACACUCAGAUCCUCGUUGCGUCGGCUGACAAUGUUGGGUCGAAUCAGUUGCAGAACAUCCGUAAGGGGCUACGUGGUGAUUCCGUUGUCCUUAUGGGUAAAAAUACCAUGAUGAAGAGGUCGAUCCGGCUUCACGCCGAGAAGACCGGCAAUAAAGCGUUUUUGAACCUCAUCCCCCUGUUGGUGGGAAAUGUUGGUCUUAUUUUCACCAAGGGAGAUUUGAAGGAAGUGUCUGAGGAAGUUGCUAAAUACAAGGUUGGAGCUCCUGCCCGUGUUGGUCUGAUUGCUCCAAUUGAUGUCGUUGUGCCUCCUGGAAAUACUGGGUUGGACCCUUCUCAGACUUCCUUCUUCCAGGUUCUCAACAUCCCCACCAAGAUUAACAAAGGUACUGUUGAGAUUAUCACACCCGUUGAGCUGAUAAAGAAGGGAGAGAAGGUUGGAUCUUCCGAAGCUGCUCUUUUGGCUAAGCUGGGGAUCAGACCGUUCUCAUAUGGAUUAAACAUUUUGUCUGUAUAUGACAAUGGGUCUGUUUUCAGUCCGGAAGUGUUGGAUCUCACAGAAGAUGACCUCAUGGAGAAGUUUGUAUCAGGAGUGUCUAUGGUGACAGCACUCUCACUGGCAGUUUCGUACCCAACCCUUGCAGCAGCACCACACAUGUUCGUUAAUGCAUACAAAAAUGUUCUUGCUGUUGCUGUUGCCACAGAGUACUCUUAUCCUCAGGCAGAACAAGUGAAAGAAUACUUGAAGGAUCCUUCAAAGUUUGCAGUUGCUGCCGCCCCUCUUGCUGCAGCACCUUCUGGUGGGGCCCCAGCUGCUGCUCCUGUGGAGGAGAAGAAAGAGGAGCCGGCAGAGGAGUCUGAUGAUGACAUGGGAUUCAGCUUGUUUGAUUAAGUAGUAACAUCUGUUGAUUUUGCAGGAUGGAACAUUCAGAUUAGAGUUUUGUUUUCUUUCUUUCCUUUCAUAUUUGUUAAAGGCUUAUUUGACAUCGUAGCUUUCACAUGAAUUUUUAGUUUUGGAUGAUUUUCGUUGUCUUAUUGAUGAGUUAAUCUUUUACAUGCGAUUUUCUUGUGUUAAGACGUCA